AUGGACAACGUUACUUUGCGUGCAACAACAUAUGCCCCUAGAGAGACGAAAUCUAUAUCACAAAGGAUAGACGACUUCGAGAAUGAGUUCUGGGGCAUUACGGUCUGCAGGAGAAGAAUCAGCCUACCAAACAACGACUUUUUGUUCGAGCCAGCUUACGCCAUGAACGAGGGAUGCUCCCAACACAUGCAGGCUGCAGUAAUCAAUGAGUUGCAAAUUGGAUCUGUCUAUCGUGUUCCGCAAUGUGCCCUCCAGCAGGUCAUGGUCGUUGAUCUCUUCAAAUGCACCCACCAUCAAGGUAGCAUGACUGUUGUUGCCUUAGUCUUCGACAUCAAGACUGUGCGGAAUGCCGUCAAACCUGGAUGUACCUGGCCAGAUCAACUCAAGGGCGACCAGAUGUGCAACUGCCUACUUAGCAGUAUCUUCUUUACCGUUAACGCCUUCCUCUUCCGCAGCCGAUUGGAGUUUGUUCGCUCGACGGUAUCCCCUCGCUACGGCUUCAAUGCUCACCGCGGCGAUCUAGAAGAGUUUGAUAGAUCGUUCACGGGGGUGAAUCGUGCCUUUUCUUCGUACCACGGUCCACUAAUGGAAAUGUUGCAGUACCCCACCUUUGAGAUGAUCAAGCGCUGCUUAGAACGCUACAAGACUGUUCGGAAAGUCACCAUCAACAUUACAGACCUCGGCUCCGAUCCGGUUGCCAAAGACGAACUCGUGAGAGGAAUGGAUUUGAUUCAAGCCAUGAGAAAGGAUAUCACAUGGGAUGUACACUAUUCUUGUGAUGGUGAAGAAAGCCUCGAAUACCGAACGGGCACGUAG
Molecule: messenger RNA, 816 nt
Organism: Aaosphaeria arxii CBS 175.79
Lineage: Eukaryota; Fungi; Ascomycota; Dothideomycetes; Pleosporales
Exons: 1
Coding region: 1-816 (271 amino acids)
Source: RefSeq, a predicted model, not a curated record